This is a messenger RNA of Sclerotinia sclerotiorum 1980 UF-70, 237 nucleotides long. RefSeq lists its product with no specific name. Lineage: Eukaryota; Fungi; Ascomycota; Leotiomycetes; Helotiales; Sclerotiniaceae. The coding region runs from base 1 to 237 and encodes 78 amino acids. The transcript has 2 exons. The record is from RefSeq and is a predicted model, not a curated record.
AUGGUCCGGGGACAAUUCCAUGGAGAUCUGAGCAUUGAAGUGAAUGAUCAUAAAGAGUUCUUGAGACUCCUUCUCAUCGUCUACUACUUGGUCGAUCCUGUUGCAUGUCCGAGAGAUUUGGAGCUUUUGUAUAUGCCUGUUUUUACUGAUAAAGACGCUAUCACUGAGGAGAUGAAUGAGUGCUUCAGAUUGGCUGGUCUUGAGGAGAUUUCUUACGAGCAACUCUCUCGUACUUGA